Molecule: messenger RNA, 2295 nt
Organism: Pocillopora verrucosa
Lineage: Eukaryota; Metazoa; Cnidaria; Anthozoa; Scleractinia; Pocilloporidae
Source: RefSeq, a predicted model, not a curated record
UGGGUCCUGGCUAUUGUCGGCGUUCAGUACGGCAGUAGCAUAGCAUGGCACGAACCCUCAGUCUUAGAAACUCUUUAUGCGUACGGCGGCCAAUCUAUAUUGUCAACUCAUUUCAUAAUAACAAAUUUUCCGUUUAAUUCUACUUUAAAUCGUUACAUAGACUUAAAAUCGUUCGUAAUCUGCUGUUUGUUAGUUACAACUUUUUUUCCAUUUAAUUCGCUGUUUAAAUUUUUCCAUCGAUCUAAAAAUACAGGCUGGUCUAUCAGGUAGGCGCACAUUUAGGCUUGUUACCCACUCCUCCCCCACGAUUGUUUGCGUGGGAGAAUGCUAUAUUUAGGCCGAAAGAAACACAAUGUUAUCAGGAAAAAGAAAAAUAUUACAGAUUUCCUGGACCCCAUUUUUUCAGUCAUUUACUAUCAGCUAACUCGGACCCCCGCUAACUCAAUAGGGCUUUUCUUUCGAAAUUUCUGUCAUUCGACUCAAGGUCGGGCACGGUCAGUAAAUUGUGCGCGGUGACAAUUCCUGAGGGGAAAUAUGUUAAGAGUGAAGCAAACUACCGCGAGGUACUCAUAAUCAGUAAAUACAACCUAAAUUUUAUGAAAAAAAGAUAUAAUUCCAUUGGAAACUAAUAGGAUGUUUUUUAAUGUUUCAGAAUUUAUUAUAAUAGUUGGGCUGGCGAUCAGACUGAAAACGUGACGAUGGAAGAAGGAUUUCAAUUGUUCCUGUUUUCCCUUUUGUCGUUGCUUUUGCACAUAAGCGUUCAGGCUAAUUCUUCAUGCCAACCGGAUCAGAUUACAAUCAAAGAUCCAAAAACUGGUUCGAUUCAGUGCCAGAACUGUUUAAAAUGUCCACCUACCGAGGGUCUCUCAGUUAAUUGCGGAGACGUAAUACCUCCUUCAACACCUGUGCAGUGCAAGCCAUGUGUGCUGGGAGAGACAUAUUCUGCUUCCCUCAAGGCCGGAGCUUGUGAGGACUGUGGAAAUUGCGGUGAGUACCGCGAAACUACGAAAGCCUGUACGUUAACUUCCAAGGCCGUGUGUGGAAGGUGUAAGCCUGGCGCGUAUGCCGAAGGCAUGCUGGGGCUGUGUAAGCCCUGCUCCCCGUGCUGUAAUGAUGGUAAAGAUAUCAUUAUACCUGAGUGUCAAGUUCCAGGUGUACUAACAGGCAUGCAGUGCAGCUACUUACGAUCUAACAAGUGCAGUGCAUUGAUGACAUCAAGUAUUAGCACGGCGCCGUCAACCCUUCAGCCAGAUCAGUCCACGACCCAAUGGUGGCCAUCCUCUUCUACAACGAGCACCAAAGUAAUCUCUUCUUCAAGUGAGCCGACCGUAAACCUCAUUGGAGAGGCUUCAUCAAAUAAGCGCAUCAUAACUGGUUCUAUUGUGGGCGGCUUCUUAGUUGUCCUCACGAUUCUUUUCAUUGCGUGCUGCAAAGUUAUGCGUAAACGCCGGAAGGCCUUGUCGAUGAGGGUUGGUUUAGCUACAGUGGAAGACGGAGCUGGUCAGACGCAAAAUCAAGAACAAAGAAAUAACCAAGAAGAUGAGCGCGUCAAUCGGGAACAAACAGAUGAUAGAGUCUUUCUGCCAAACGAAGAUCUGUAUGAAAAGAGCCCACUUCCACAUCCUACUCAAGAGGAAGCUGGUUAUAGGAGUCCGGAAAAAAAAGGAGUGCAGGAGACCACGUCUCCUCUAUCAGGCCAGAACAGUUUAGUUUCAGAUUCUAAACUUGACGGGUCUGUGGUGAAGCAGUGUACAAAAUCGUCUAAAAAGCAAGUACACGGUGCCCCCAAUGUUGUCACCAAGACGACCACUGUUACGAUGAUCAAGGUCACUGAUGAGAAGGUCACUACGGUUUGACGACAGCCAUCAGACUCUAUAAAUUAUCUACUAACCUGAUAAUUUUUGCCUUGUAAUUAUUUUUUGUUACAGUGACAGAGAUAUCGAGACAUUUUCGCUACUUAAUUUGUUUCUAAUCGUCUUAAAACAUCUGCAAGCCCCGAUUCAUUCUCGUUCUAAGAUUCGCUGUUCUCUUGAUUAAGAUUGACCACACUUCCGUAAGAUCAUCAACUUUUAGCAUUUUCUCACGGUAACAAGAGACUGAUGAGUAAUUUUGGUGGUGCUGUAGAGGCAAGAGAAUGAAUGUAAGCAAAUCUUUAUAAGAGAGAACUUAAAAGAACGAUCAUUUUUGAUCGCUUAGAGGGUGUAUCGGAGGAUUUCAGUUGUGUCGCGAUAAAAUUUACCUGAUCUCCUCAUAAGGCUUUGUUUAACAAAUAGAGAAGCCUUGACUGUGCUCUGU